AUGAACUGGGAUGGCCCAAAGAACACACUGGCAUCAAUCCAUCUCUCUGAUGAAAUAGUGGAGGGCAGUUCAGUGACUCUGUCCUGCAGCAGUGAUGCCAACCCACCUGUGGACAAAUACACCUGGUACAAGAAGAUUGGAGGCCGCUAUCAGUCUUUCUCCUAUGAGAACACAGAACUACAGCAUGUCUUCAGUCACAUCCAGUCAUCUGACACUGGAGAGUACUACUGCGAGGCUCGGAAUGAGAUGGGGACAGACAGGUCUGAGUCUAUCGACAUCGAUGUGAAAUAUGGCCCAAAGAACAACUCAGUGUCAUUCAGUCCCUCUGGUGAAGUAGUGGAGGGCAGUUCAGUGACCCUGACCUGCAGCAGUGAUGCCAACCCACCAGUGCAGAGUUAUGCCUGGUACAAGAUUGGAAUCUUCUAUGGGAACACAGAAUCACAGCAGGUUUUCAGCCAAAUCAAGUCAUCUGACACUGGAGAGUACUACUGUUGGGUCUCGAAUGGAAUUAGUACAGGCAGGUCUCCAUCUUUACACAUCGAUGUGAAAUAUGCCCCCAAAAGCACCUCAGUGUCAGUCAGUCUCUCUGGUGAAAUAGUGGAGGGCAGUUCAGUGACUCUGACCUGCAGCAGUGAUGCCAACCCACCUGUGAACAAAUACACCUGGUACAUGAAGAACGUAACCUCACCAAAAGCAUCAGGACAGAGUUACAGCAUCACCAACAUCAGCUCUGAGGACAGAAGAGAAUACUACUGUGAGGCUGAGAAUAAAUAUGGACAUCUCAACUCUUCCUCUGUGUUUGUGGACGUUCAGUAUGGCCCAAAGAGCACCUCGGUGUCAGUCAGUCCCUCUGGUGGAAUAGUGGAGGGCAGUUCAGUGACUCUGACCUGCAGCAGUGAUGCCAACCCACCUGUCCAGAGUUUUACCUGGUGGUACAGGAAGAAUGGAGACCCCUAUCAGAGUAUCUCCAAUCAGAACACAGGACCACAUCAUGUCUUCAAUCAAAUCAAGUCAUCUGACACUGGAGAGUACUACUGUGAGGCACAGAAUAAGAUGGGGACAGACAGGUCUACGACCAUCAACGUGGAUGUGAAGUAUGGCCCAAAUAACACCUCAGUGUCAGUCAGUCCCUCUGGUGAAAUUGUGGAAGGUAGUUCAGUGACUCUGACCUGCAGCAGUGAUGCCAACCCACCUGUGAAACGUUAUACCUGGUACAAGAAGAAUGGAGGUCACUAUCAGUUCUCCUAUGUGAACACAGGACCACAGCAGGUCUUCAAUCAAAUCAAAUCAUCUGACACUGGAGAGUACUACUGUGAGGCCUGGAAUGGGAUUAAGAUGGGGAGGUCUGAAUCAAUCAACAUUAAUGUGAAAUAUGGCCCAAAGAACACCUCAGUGUCAGUCAGUCCCUCUGGUGAAAUAGUGGAGGGCAGUUCAGUGACUCUGACCUGCAGCAGUGAUGCCAACCCACAAGUGCAGAUUUACAUCUGGUACAAGAGGAUUGGAGCUGAAACCUCAAUGAGACAUUCUGGAUGGAGUUACAGCAUCACUAACAUCAGCUCUGAGGACAGAGGAGAAUACUACUGUGUGGCAGUGAAUGAAGUUGGAUGCAAAAGAUCAAAGCUUGUUCCUGUUAAGGUUUUGUAUAAACCAAAGAACACCUCAGUGUCAGUCAGUCCCUCUGGUGAAAUAGUGGAGGGCAGUUCAGUGACUCUGACCUGCAGCAGUGAUGCCAACCCACCUGUGCAGAGUUACACCUGGUACAAGAACAAUGUAACCUCACCAAUAUUAUCAGGACAGAAUUACAACAUCACCACCAUCAGCUCUGAAGACAGUGGACAUUACCAUUGUGAGGCUCGGAAUAAAAUAGCAUCUGAGAACUCUACAGCUCUGAUGAUCAUUGUAGCAGGGAAACAGACCUCUGACACAAGGAAAACAAGACACACAGCAGACAAUGGACAGACCCACGGCGGCACUAGCAGCUGAGGAGGACCCCUCUGUUCUCUACAGUACAGUCAACAAACCCAGAACCAAGAAGACCUGAACACAACAAACCCAGAACCAAGAAGACCUGAACACAACAAACCCAGA
Messenger RNA from Coregonus clupeaformis (lake whitefish), 2088 nucleotides. RefSeq names its product B-cell receptor CD22. Gene Ontology annotation, biological process: cell-cell adhesion. Gene Ontology annotation, cellular component: membrane. The record is from RefSeq and is a predicted model, not a curated record. Lineage: Eukaryota; Metazoa; Chordata; Actinopteri; Salmoniformes; Salmonidae. The transcript is spliced from 10 exons. Bases 1 to 1983 code for a protein of 660 amino acids.